Messenger RNA from Trematomus bernacchii (emerald rockcod), 2902 nucleotides. RefSeq names its product polyadenylate-binding protein 1A. Bases 637 to 2544 code for a protein of 635 amino acids. The record is from RefSeq and is a predicted model, not a curated record. The transcript has 15 exons. Lineage: Eukaryota; Metazoa; Chordata; Actinopteri; Perciformes; Nototheniidae. Gene Ontology annotation, molecular function: poly(A) binding; mRNA 3'-UTR binding; poly(U) RNA binding. Gene Ontology annotation, cellular component: cytosol; nucleus; ribonucleoprotein complex.
UCGUGAAACAACCUCCGCCGACCUUCCUUUCAUCAUUCCCGUAAUCCGUCUGCGUAGGGUGUGCUCCAGAGCUAGUCUCGGCACACAUUUUAUUAUUAUGAAACAAACCAAAAGCUAGAGAGCACACGCAGACAUAUUUUUAUAAGAAAAAAAAAAUCGGUGAAGCAGGAUUUCAUUUGACAACUCAAGCAACCGAAGAAGAACAGCCUUCGAAAAAGAAAGAAACACGGAACGAGAAGCACGUUAUCGAGCGGCGAGAGUCAUUGUUGAAAGCGUGGGAGAUUAACGUUAGCCACUACUUAUUUUUACCUUUUAUAAAGGGGUUGUCAUUCCAGGGAACAUCGUUAACCAGAACAUUUGCUUCGUUAACUGUCAGCUAUUUCGCUUCCUCUCUCACUUGGACAGAGUACUGAGUCAGAGCUGUCAGGUCUGCCAGCCGCAGCGGUUAGGUCACGCUCCGACAUUUUGCUAAUCAAGCUAAGUAGCCCACAUUGCUAACUAUAAAGAGAGCUAGAAUAUGUGUCUGCGAUCUUAUUUUGUAUAGGUGAUAGCUGAGAACAAUAUCAUUUCUAUAUCGGAAGCUGUCAUCCAAAUUUAACAUUUAUAAUACAAGCCUGAGAACCCUCGUCGUCAGACAUGAAUCCCAGCGCUCCUAGCUACCCGAUGGCUUCCCUCUAUGUGGGAGACCUGCAUGCAGACGUUACCGAGGCUAUGCUCUACGAGAAAUUCAGCCCGGCUGGGCCCAUCUUAUCCAUCAGAGUGUGCAGAGACAUGAUCACACGCCGGUCUCUUGGCUAUGCAUAUGUCAACUUCCAGCAGCCGAAUGACGCUGAGCGAGCCCUGGACACAAUGAACUUUGAUGUAAUCAAAGGCAGACCACUCCGCAUCAUGUGGUCUCAGCGGGAUCCCUCCCUAAGAAAAAGUGGUGUGGGCAACAUCUUCAUCAAGAACCUGGACAAGUCUAUUGAUAACAAAGCACUCUAUGACACCUUCUCUGCAUUUGGAAACAUCCUUUCUUGCAAGGUUGUUUGUGAUGAGAAUGGCUCAAAGGGGUACGGCUUUGUCCACUUUGAGACCCACGAGGCUGCUGAGCGGGCCAUUGAGAAAAUGAAUGGCAUGUUGCUCAAUGACAGAAAAGUAUUUGUUGGACGCUUUAAGUCUCGUAAAGAAAGGGAGGCUGAGCUUGGAGCCCGUGCCAGAGAGUUUACCAAUGUUUACAUCAAGAACUUUGGGGAUGACAUGGAUGACGUGAAGCUGAGGGAGUUGUUUAACCAAUAUGGACCUUCACUAAGUAUCCGGGUUAUGACUGAUGACAGUGGCAAGUCCAAGGGAUUUGGCUUCGUCAGCUUUGAGAGACAUGAAGAUGCACAGAAGGCUGUGGACGAGAUGAAUGGUAAAGAAAUGAAUGGGCGGCAAGUGUAUGUGGGCCGUGCACAGAAGAAAGGGGAACGCCAGAAUGAGCUCAAGCGUAAAUUUGAGCAGAUGAAACAGGAUCGCAUGACCAGAUACCAGGGUGUCAAUCUUUAUGUGAAAAACCUGGAUGAUGGCCUAGAUGAUGAGCGUCUGCGUAAAGAGUUCACUCCGUUUGGAACCAUAACCAGUGCUAAGGUGAUGAUGGAGGGGGGCCGCAGCAAAGGCUUUGGCUUUGUGUGUUUCUCUUCCCCAGAGGAGGCCACUAAAGCUGUUACAGAGAUGAAUGGGCGUAUUGUUGCUACAAAGCCACUGUAUGUGGCCCUGGCCCAGCGGAAAGAGGAGCGUCAGGCCCACCUGACCAACCAGUACAUGCAGAGGAUGGCCACAGUCCGCGCUGUGCCCAACCCAGUACUCAACCCAUAUCAGCCGGCCCCACCCUCUGGCUAUUUCAUGGCAGCUAUACCUCAGGCUCAGAACCGUGCUGCUUACUACUCUGCCAACCAGCUGGCCCAACUCCGACCCAGCCCCCGUUGGGCAACUCAAGGAGUGCGUCCUCAACACUUCCAAAACAUGCCCAAUGCUAUGCGGCCCUCAGCUCCCAGGCCCCAAACCUUCAACACCAUCCGUCCCACCACCACACCCAACACACAGGUUCCGCGCAUGAUGGCUUCCCAGCGUAUGCCCACACAGGCCCUCAGCCAACGCCCUGCCGGAUCUUCAGCCACUGCUGCCCCAGUGCGCGCCAUGCCCCAGUACAAAUAUGCUGCUGGUGUGCGAAACCCCCAGCAGCACAUGGCCUCCCAGCCACAGGUCCCCAUGCAGCAGCCUGCUGUCCAUGUCCAAGGACAGGAGCCACUGACGGCCUCCAUGUUGGCCGCGGCCCCUCCUCAGGAACAGAAGCAAAUGCUGGGUGAGCGUCUGUUCCCCCUGAUCCAGAACAUGCACCCCAGUUUGGCUGGCAAGAUCACCGGUAUGCUGCUGGAGAUCGACAACUCUGAACUUCUCCACAUGCUGGAGUCACCUGAGUCGCUGCGCUCAAAGGUGGAUGAGGCUGUUGCUGUGCUGCAGGCCCACCAGGCCAAGGAGGCUGCUCAGAAGUCAACCACCCCCGCUGGUGUCCCCAGUGUCUAAGAUUGAAACCUGCUUCACCGAUGGAAAAAGAGAAAAAAAUAUUAAACAUUGAAAAACCUAAAACUCUGAAAACAUCGCAAAAUGAUAAAUUAUUUCUUAAAAAAAAGAAGAAAACAAUUAAUCUGCCAGGUCUAUAGAUGGUUCGACUAGACCUUGAUAAUAAACAAAAAUGUGUUGAAAAAAAUAGCAAAAUAGAAAACAAAUUGAGAUUAUACGUUCUGAAUGCAUUCCUCUGUUUUAUGUCAUGUUAUUGUGUCAGUGCUCAGAAUAUCAGCCAUGUUCAGGUGAUAGCUGAGCAUCAUGAAGGGUGAUUUGUAUUGUAAACUGCUGGCUGUAAUAAAUUCUCAUUCAAAAUUCA